Ylistrum balloti is the source of this 1311-nucleotide messenger RNA. Its product is annotated as somatostatin receptor type 2-like. The coding region runs from base 1 to 1311 and encodes 436 amino acids. NCBI's taxonomy places the organism in Eukaryota, Metazoa, Mollusca, Bivalvia, Pectinida, Pectinidae. The record is from RefSeq and is a predicted model, not a curated record. Gene Ontology annotation, biological process: G protein-coupled receptor signaling pathway. The transcript has a single exon. Gene Ontology annotation, molecular function: peptide binding; G protein-coupled opioid receptor activity. Gene Ontology annotation, cellular component: neuron projection; membrane.
AUGGCAUUUAAUAACACUACAACUGACUUGAUGGAUUGUGACUAUUUUGACAAUGGAACGGUAAAUAAUGUUGCAGUGUCCACUUAUGUUGUUGUUGUGUCUUACGCGUGUAUCUUCCUUUGUGGUGUUAUUGGUAACGGCCUCGUCAUCUACGUCAUUCUACGAUAUGCCAAGAUGAAAACAGUAACCAAUUUAUUCAUACUAAAUUUGGCAGUAUCAGAUUUUCUUUAUCUUCUUCAUCUACCACUAAUAUCAACAACAACGUACCUGAAAUACUGGAUGUUCGGUAAUGCCGUAUGCAAGAUAAAUUUUGUAUUGUAUUCGAUAAACUUUUUUGCUGGAGUUUUCACGUUGACGUCACUAGGUGGAGAUCGCUACAUAGCUGUAUGUCAUGCCAUAAAAUCCCAGGAAUAUCGAACGCCAAAGUACGCAACUCUUAUUAUCAUUGGCAUCUGGUCACUCUCGUUCUUUGUGAUGCUGCCUACCAUUCUCUAUUCGAAAACUGUGCCCAAUCACAGCUUCCCUGGGAAACUUACAUGUACGAUUGAAUGGCCAUCUGGACAACUCAUACCUACUGAAAAAGCAUACACGUGGUAUACAUUCCUGCUUGGGUUUGGUAUUCCUGUUUCUCUGAUAUCUGUUUUUUAUCUUCUUGUGAUUUUGCGGUUGAGGACUGUUGGGCCUGUAAAUAAGUCCAAAGAAACCAAAAAGGCACAUAGGAAGGUUACAAGGAUGGUGCUUGCAGUCAUAUCAGUAUACAUCGUAUGUUGGCUACCAUAUUGGUGCUUUCAGGUAAACCUUACAUUGCGACCAAAAGACAAAAUUCUGGAAGAUUGGGAGAUACUUAUGUUCAAUAUUUUCACUGUGUUGACAUCAUCUAACAGUAUGCUAAAUCCCAUUCUUUAUGCUUUUCUCAGUGACAAUUUCAGGCGCAGUUUUCUGAAGUCAUUCCAUUGCACUAGUCUAACGGAAGCAAACAGAAGCUUGUACGGAGAAAACAGCUUCCCAACAAAGCAUAGGCGCAGUCGCGAUUACGCAUUCGGAAAAAGCAAAGAUAUCGAGAAUAUAAAGCUUAAGGAGAAAGAGAAAAAAACUGAAGUGGAAAAUGGCGAUUAUCAAACUCAAACAAUCGGCCAUGUUAAUGAGAAAUGUCGACUGCUUCAGCUUAACAAAGUUGCAAAGCAUACUGAGGAGAACAAUGAGUACAAAAAUAACCUGGACGUUGAAGAUUUAGACGCAGUGAUUGAUCAUUCUGAUAUUGCAGCGUUAUAUGCAGACAAACAGAUUCAAACGCGGGAAGAAAUUGCUUAA